UGUCACUGCCAUUCCAAGGCUCACAUCCUGUACAUCCACGUCUUCGUCAAGCUCUACACAAUUGAUUCAAGAUGUUUCGAAACUCUUAUGAUUCGGACAACACUACCUUCAGUCCUCAAGGUCGACUGCAUCAGGUGGAAUAUGCGCAAGAAGCUGUCAAGCAGGGAUCGGCCGCAGUGGGACUCCGCUCCAAAACUCAUGCUAUCCUCCUGACACUCAAGCGAUCUACCGGGGAGCUUGCCUCGUACCAAAAGAAGAUGAUCAGGAUCGAUGACCAUGUCGGCGUGGCGAUCGCCGGGUUGACCAGCGACGCUCGAGUCUUGAGCAACUUUAUGAGGCAGAAGGCGAUGCAAUCCAGGAUGCUCUACGCGCGUCCAAUCCCGGUCGGGAGGAUUGUACAGAGCAUCGCUGAUCGAGCUCAGACGAACACCCAGUAUUAUGGAAAGAGGCCUUAUGGUGUCGGAUUCCUCGUCGUGGGAGAAGAUGAGACCGGUCCUCACCUCUUUGAGUUCUCUCCUACUGGUGUUUUCUACGAAUAUCACGCACACUCGAUCGGAGCUAGGAGCCAGAGCGCCAAGACCUACCUUGAAGACCACUAUGCCGAGUUUGAGGACUGCUCCUUGGAGGAUUUGAUUCAGCAUGGUCUGAACGCGCUCCGUGACACCCUGCAGCAAGACAAGGCGCUCACGCAACAGAACACCUCGAUCGGUAUCGUGGGACCGAGUUCAACCGGCAAGAAGGCGAACUUCAGGACUCUGGACGACGAGGCCGUCGAACCUUAUUUGGCCGAAAUGAGGACCAGGCAGGGGAUCAGUGCCGAAGCGGAGACGGGUGCCGGCGAUGACAACGAUGAGGGUGGUGCCGCUGGAGGCGCUGCCAUGGCGGUCGAAGGCGAGGGUGCUACCGCUUCCACCGCAGAGAGCGGCGCAAAUGCUCCUGUUGCCAACGAUGGAGAUGGCGACGUUCAAAUGCAAGGUUAAACCGGAUGAUUGGGUGAUAUAUUAUGGCUAUCUGACACGACAUGACGAAUCA
This is a messenger RNA of Filobasidium floriforme, 1032 nucleotides long. Its product is annotated as 20S proteasome subunit. The transcript has 8 exons. The record is from RefSeq and is a predicted model, not a curated record. Gene Ontology annotation, cellular component: nucleus; proteasome core complex, alpha-subunit complex; proteasome core complex. The coding region runs from base 72 to 980 and encodes 302 amino acids. Gene Ontology annotation, biological process: ubiquitin-dependent protein catabolic process. Lineage: Eukaryota; Fungi; Basidiomycota; Tremellomycetes; Filobasidiales; Filobasidiaceae.